AUGGACAUGGGGUCCUCAAAUAGAGCCACCUGGAAAGACUUCCGCAUAAAGUGCAGCCGAAGCGGUGUGGAUAUGUCAUCCAUAUCCCAUUCUCGUGCUUCCACAAAGAUGUUGACUUUUAUGGCUGAUGUGCCUCACCUUAUAAAGAACAUCAACUCGUGCCUUCUAGCAAAUAAGUAUUUCCUUCUACCUCAAUAUUUUUUAGACAAGUAUGAUUUGUCCUCUCCUAAGGUACAAUCUAAGCAUUUGGGUAAAUUUCUUUACCACCAAGAAAAUAAAAUAGAAGGAGGUACGACCAUUCAAGAAGUGUCCCUAUGCUGGCGGGACAAAAAUUUCCCCUCCCUAAAAAUUGGCAAUGAGUCAGAAGAAGAAACAAUCAUUUCCAUAAACCAAAUAAAGUGUAAGGCAUUAUGUUCACUAAAAUUGGAACAAACAUUUAUUCCCAUAUUAAAUGUGCAACUAUAUUGUGAUGUUUCAACUGGUAAACCUCGUCCUUUUGCACCAAAACUGUAUCGUAAAAUCAUUUUCAAUCAACUUCACGGACUUUCUCAUCCAGGAAUCUCUGCGACAAAAAAGUUCAUCUGUGAUAAAUAUGUUUUUCCAAAUAUGCACAAGUACAUCACAGAGCAAGUUAGAUGUUGCGAACCAUGCCAACGUUCGACGAUUCAUAAACACACGAAAACACCACUGGGUAACUUCACUCUACCAGAUGCUACCAGACACAUCCACCUAGACCUGGUAGGACCUCUACUUCCAUGUGAUGGCAACACAUAUUGUCUCCCAAUCAUAGAUCGUUUCACUAGAUGGCCUGAAGCGAUACCAAUUCCAGACGCUAAAGCUUCCACUGUGUGCAGAGCCCUUUUCAAUGUGUGGAUUUCUCGCUUCGGUUGUCCCUCCACAAUUACAACUGAUCAAGGUAGACAACUAGAAUCAUCUCUUUUUCAUGAACUAAAUAUUCUGACUGGUACAAACCACAUCCGUACAACAGCCUAUCACCCAAUGUCAAAUAGUAUCAUUGAACGAUUUCAUUGCCAAAUGAAAAGUUUAUUAAAGGCCCACGAAAAUCCUAGAUGGAAUGACACAUUGCCUAUCAUUUUAUUAGGAAUUCGAACCGCCUUCAAAAGUGAUUUGCAAGCCACCAGUGCUGAACUUGUGUAUGGAAAAUCUCUCGUGUUACCAGCAGAUAUGUUCAACGAAUUUGAUAACAAGCAGUGCAUACACAAAACACUUGUCACAAAUCUAAAAGAACAAAUGAAUAAGCUUAACUCUGUUAGUGUUUCCCGACAUGAGAAAAGCCCCAUUUUUAUGCAUCCUGAUAUACAACACUACACUCAUGUUUUCUUACAUUCAUUUCUUAUUUCAUGA
Messenger RNA from Parasteatoda tepidariorum (common house spider), 1365 nucleotides. RefSeq lists its product as uncharacterized. The record is from RefSeq and is a predicted model, not a curated record. Lineage: Eukaryota; Metazoa; Arthropoda; Arachnida; Araneae; Theridiidae.